Molecule: messenger RNA, 1458 nt
Organism: Galdieria sulphuraria
Lineage: Eukaryota; Rhodophyta; Bangiophyceae; Galdieriales; Galdieriaceae
Product: RWP-RK domain-containing protein
Exons: 2
Coding region: 23-1306 (427 amino acids)
Molecular function (GO): DNA-binding transcription factor activity
Source: RefSeq, a predicted model, not a curated record
AAAAGUCGCCUUCUUCGAUAGUAUGGGUAGCUUCGAGAAAAAGCAGCUAUACAGCAAUGUCAACAAUCCUCUGCCUGUGGAGUCUUACAGUUUGCAAACGCCUGUCCUUCCACUCCCCUCUAUUAGCGAUGCCUUCACGUUGAAUUGCGGAGAAAACUCUCCUGUAUACUUUCGAGCGGAUUCUUGUCAUGGUUUACAGAAUCAAGUGAAAGAUAACGGUGUUCCUUCACCAGCUAUUCAUACUGGUCAAUUACAAUCGGGUCCACCUCCUAUUGCUUACAUGCGUACCGCUUCUGGUGUGCAACAGGCAGAAUGGAGUACCUCACCACUUGCAACUCAGGGACCGUCGUUUUCUUCCCCUGAAGCGUCUGAGAACAGGAAUAUCUGUAAUUUAAAUCUUGGAGCUGAUUUGUACAGUCCAUCAGUAAUAUUACCACCUCUGACACCAAGAAGUUUUGGAAAUUCGCAGCAGUUCGCGUCUAAUGCACAGAGUAAUUCUGCGUUUGCAUUUCCAAUACAGCCUCAAAUAACAAUGGAAGGAACUGUAAAUUCGCCAAAGUUGACAGAUAUUUGUGUUCAAGGAUUCAUGGCCACUCCAAAUUAUGAAGCGACAUUGACUGGAGGAUAUGCUGGCAUGGUUAGUACUUCAAAUGGUGGAGGACUUGCUGCCUCAAACAGUACGAACAUGAUCACAUCUUUACCAAACUGUUCUUCUCCUGAAGGACUUGCUUCACAUCAUGAUUCUAAGCAAGGGCGUCAUAGUCAGUUAUUAUCGGUGAAAGAGAGAUUCCCAGAUUUAUGGAAAUAUGGAGGUUUAGAUGGACGCUUCAGCUCCCAUCGGAAGGAUAACAUAGACUUGGAAACUUUGAAAAGUCAUUUUCAUCUUCCAAUGGUUGAAGCUUCAAAAAAGUUGGGAGUUUGUGUCACAGUCUUGAAGAAAAUUUGUCGACGAUUCGGUAUCUCCAGGUGGCCACAUCGUAAGUUAAGGUCUGUUGCGAAACAUAUUGAGAAGCAUGAGAAAGCCUUCCAUAAAGGCUAUUCCGACCACUUUUCAUACGAUGAAGUUUUGGAAUUGUGCAGGAAGAACCCAGAGAAAUUUUCAAACUCGUCAAAAAACUGUGGUUUGUAUAGAAAUCAAGAUAUGACGUCCUCCGGUUCCUCCAAGUUAAGUAGUAGAAGUUUCAAUGUGUCCUCAGCAGAAUAUGCUGAAAGUUUGCCGUCGGGAGUUGACGAGAGUCCUGAAGAAUUGAAUAAGGAAUCUAUCAGUGAUGCCACGAGAACUACAAGUGAAGGGGAUCAAAUCUGAAACUUUACAACGGCUUCGUGGCGUCUCUGUGAAGCAUAACCUUUGGCCACAAAUAUUUCUGCAAAAUGCUGUUAUGUCUAAUAGUUGGUGUAGUUUGGUUCAAUUUGGUAUUUUCAUGAGUUUUCUCGCUAUGUUACUUUACACGUAUGGCG